AACCAAAAUCAUAGAACCAGCAAAAUGCUGUCUUCCAUGGCGGUUCCGGUUAAUGGGUUUUCCGUAAACCUUCCGAAACCCAACGUUGUUGUUGUCUUGAGGAGCAGAGUUCUGUACGGUUCUGCAAACAGCUUCUCUUUUUCAGGGCUCUUAUUCCUAAAGUCUUCUUCUUACAGGAUCAAAGUAAGAAGCUUUCAGAAAGAAAAUGUUGGAAACAAUGACUCUGCAAAGUCUCAAGAUAGUGAAGAUGAUGAGAAACCAAAUGUUGAUGAGAUACUUAACAAAGAAAACACAAUAGUUUCUGAAAAGAAGAGAGUCCCAUUCAUAGCUAAGUUAGGUUUGGGGAUAGGCUUGGCUCUGAUUAUUACAGUUAUAUGUGUAACCUUCAAAAGCUCUGGUGGUUCACCUCUUGAGGUUAAGAGUCUAGCCAAAGUUUCAUCAUCUUCUUCAGUAGGCUUUACUUUCAAUGCCUUUGGAAACAGAUUCGUAAUUCCAAGAAAUGCGCCGGGAUGGGUUUACUUUUGGUUGCUAAUGGCGGCUGGGUUCGGGCUUUUCGUUAGUGAAGAGGCUCUAAAUAUAUGGGUUGGAAUAACAUUGGCUCAGAUGUUAACUCUUGAUGGGACAUGGCAAUCAUUUGCUGAGUCUUUCUCUCGGAAUGCUCCUUAUAUACUUUCUACAGUCUCAUGGGUUUACUGGGGAGUUUGUAUAAGCGAUAUGAUACCGUUUUACUUAGGGAAGCUCUUUAGACAAAGUGGAGGAUCAGAUGAUGUUUGUUCAAAGCUCGGUAUAGGUAAAGAGAAAGCGCUAAGUAUCACUCAGGCCGUGGAAAAGUAUGGAAACCUCUCGGGUUUCGUGGAAAGAUUUUCUCUGGGAAUGAGGAAUCCUACAGCAUUCUUAGCCGGUGCUCUUGGAAUAUCUCCAGAAUGUUUCUUUGCAGGAGUUUGUUGUGGUGGCUUGAUUACUCUUCCACUUCAGCUUGUGAUUGGGUUUCUCCUUAGAGAACGCCCCUUGUUUGCUGUUGCAACAGUAGCAACUGCAGUGGGAAUUUGGACAAUCUUCCCGUAUGUGGUGGCUGCAUCCACGGCUUUGUACCUCUACAUUCGCAGUCGCUAA
Thlaspi arvense is the source of this 1113-nucleotide messenger RNA. The record is from the annotation of a GenBank genome assembly. NCBI's taxonomy places the organism in Eukaryota, Viridiplantae, Streptophyta, Magnoliopsida, Brassicales, Brassicaceae.